AUGUUUUAAUAAUUGAAUAUAAAAGGUUUUUUUAUUUUUUAAUAUUUUGAAAAAGUUUUUUUAACCUAAAAUAUAUUAGAUUUUAUUAUUGUUUUUUAUUAUAAAUAUCAUUCAUAUUUAUUUUUGUAAGUAAAUAAAUUAUAUGUAAAAAUAAAAAAAUAAAAUUUAGUUAAAUAAAUUAAUUCCUCUUAAACAGACCUUCCUGUUCCUUCAAAAACUAUCAAAUAAUUUAAAACUUUUAGUGUUAUAUUAUAUCUUUUUAAAUUAUAUAAAUUCGAAGCUUUUACGUGCCAGUUAUAUUUGAAUCUCAAAUAUUACCCAUCAAUUAUAUUUCUAUCCUUUUUUUAUUUACCAUGA
Messenger RNA from Tetrahymena thermophila SB210, 357 nucleotides. Its product is annotated as transmembrane protein, putative. The record is from RefSeq and is a predicted model, not a curated record. NCBI's taxonomy places the organism in Eukaryota, Ciliophora, Oligohymenophorea, Hymenostomatida, Tetrahymenidae. The transcript has a single exon.